This is a messenger RNA of Podarcis lilfordi (Lilford's wall lizard), 19679 nucleotides long. The record is from the annotation of a GenBank genome assembly. NCBI's taxonomy places the organism in Eukaryota, Metazoa, Chordata, Lepidosauria, Squamata, Lacertidae.
CAGAAACUCCAGGCACACAAGAUUUCAUUACUGCAUGGAGAGCCUGAGCAUAUUUCAAAUGUUGCACUGAAUGCAUGGAUCAGCUUAGGGCCAGGGAGGCUAAGAGGUACGGCAGCUCCUACUCCAUGCAUUGGAUAUAUGAGUGGUUUCAGUGAAUUCUGAUCCUCCCCCCUCUCAUGGCAGACAGACAAGGAAGUAGACAAGGAAGCUCUUACUGAGUCUUUAUUCAAUAUUCACAGAGAGAGGCCUCUGCACGCUGCCUCUUAGGUUAAUGGCGUUGGUCCAACUAAGCUCUCCCCUCCCCCUUCCUAACAACAGCACUUCCCCUUAUGGUGGUCUCCAGGGGAUAAUUGUCUGAGUCCUUUGCUCUUCCACUUUCAAUGCACUCCAGGUUUUCGGCAAAGGAGAUCAGAAAUGCUCUCCAGUGAUAAUGUGCCACCUGGCUGCUCUGCCUCCCCCUUCUCUUCUCCCAACACCUCCCAACUCUUCUGUUCACCUACCUCUGAGCUGUGACCUUCCUCAAACCACUGCUGUAAUUCAGUACUGCCUUCCUCUUCUCUGAAGUUCAGGAGGAGGGGGGGCAGUCUUCACCAUUCCUCCUCAGUCUCGUCCCCCUCAGUCCAGUCCCUGGCACAGUCCUAAAGACAUGUGUUGAUUCAAGAAGGAGAAGAAAAUAUUGAAUUACGUGAGACCAGCAGCAGAUGGGUGUAAGAACAUAAGGGGGGGGGAUCCUGAAUCAGAUCAAAGGACCAUCUAGUGCAGCAUCCUGUUCUCACAGUGGCCAACCAGAUGUCUAUAGGAAGCCUGUAAGCAGGACUUGAAUGCAGCACCACUACCCUCACUUGUGAUUCCAGCAAUUGGGAACUGAGAAGCAUAUUGCAUCCGGCACUGGAACAUAGCCAUUGUGGCUAAUAGCCAUUGAUAGCCUUAUCCUCCAUGACACAUGGAAUAAAUUAAAGGAUCCUGCCUUGAGGAUUGAAAAUCAAUGUGGCAGUUUCAUUAGAACAGCCAUGUGUUAGCGAAUACUGAAUGUAUCAUGCCGCAGCAAUCAACAGAGAAUCCUAACCACUACUUCUAGUCCCCUAGCAACAGCUAACAUUAGAGGCUUCGGAAGAAGCUUCAAAAAACUCCCAGAAUGCUUCAUUUUACAAGUAUAUGUUUUUUUGCACUUUAUAUGUAUGUAUUUUAACAUAAAUAUACCUUUGUCACCGGGAAAAAUCGAGGGACCCGAGGCAGAAGCGAAUAGGCAGAGUCAUGCAGGCAUCGCUAUUCAUGUUCAUCAAUAGCUAACAGCUAACAUUAGAGGCUUCGGAAGAAGCUUCAAAAAACUCCCAGAAUGCUUCAUUUUACAAGUAUAUAUUUUUUUGCACUUUAUAUGUAUGUAUUUUAACAUAAAUAUAACUUUGUCACCGGGAAAAAUCGAGGGACCCGAGGCAGAAGCGAAUAGGCAGAGUCAUGCAGGCAUCGCUAUUCAUGUUCAUCAAUAGCUAUUGUGAAGUUAUUGGUCAAUCAUACUCCAGAGGCUUUCUUUAAAGAUAUCUAAACUGCGCACGAACAGCAAUCUCUGCAUUCAGGCUGAAUUAUGUAAAUCAAUGCCAUUUAGACCAAUUUUCUUUCAGCGAGCUGCAUUUACAUGUCCGGUGAUUCUGCCAAGCAUGGCAUUUUCAGGAGGUGCCAGGGUGAUGGAAGGAAAAUGCAUGGGCAUAGGUAAGAGAUAAGUGGAGUGCCUAGGCAAAGCUCAGUGACAAAAUGCCAAGGAGGAAGGGCGGGAAAUGCUGUAGAACACAGAAACUUUGCCCUUUGUAAAGGGCACAGUUUUCACAUGAAUCAUGUCCAACCCUGAGGACUGGGAAAUAGCUUUAAACAAUGAAAAGUGAGUUGCUUGGAAAUUCAAGUUUUAUUCCGGAUUUCACACUGCAUUUUCAUGGAAUGUGCUUUAUCAAGUCAACUGCACUCCAGGCUCUCCCAGUAAUGGGGAAUCGGAAGUCCCCCUUUUACAGUUUCCUCCCACUCUGACAUGUGGACAGCACAGGGGAGGGGAAGCAAGGGAAAGGGUGGCCAGCUCAUCCCCGAUCUCCCUGCCCAUUUGAUUCAUGGAAACCUGACUGUCCAAUUUGCAUGCUUUUCCCCACAUUAUCCCAUUUCCUAGUGCUAAGGAUGGCUAAAGAAUAUGCCAAAAGCAAAAAUCCGGUGAAUACAAUUACCACUAAAAUGUAAACAGACAAAGAAGAACUUCCUAACACACAGCCUUGGGAGGUGAUCAGUUCUACUUGUGUGAGGCAUUUAAGUGAGGCUGGAUGGCCAUCUGUCUGGGAUACUGCAGCUCCAUUGUGCAGUACAGAUCCUGCACUGAACCAUGGGUUGAUGACCUCUGAGGUCCCUUAGAGCUCUAAAAUGUUGUCACUCUAAGCAGAAUAUAGGAAGCUGUCUUAUGCUGAGUCACAUUAUGCUUAUGGUUACCAUGAUUAUUUGCAUUUAUAUGCCGCCUUUUCCUCCAAGGAGCUCAAAGUCAUAUACAUGGUACUCCCCCUCUGCGUUUUAUCCUUACAACAACCCUAUGAGGUAGGUUAGGCUGAGGGGGAGUGACUGAACCAAGGUCACCCAGUGACCUACAUGGCUGAAUGGGGAUUCGAACCCUGGUCUCCCAGGCCCUAGUCCAACACUCUAGCCACUACACCAAACCGGCUCCCUGCUUAAGCUCUGGGAAUUUCCCCAGACAAGUUGGUUUCAUUUCUCAGAAAAUAAAAGGAAAACAAAUUAAAGCUCGAACGUUUAACUGUUUGGGAGGCAAAAACACCCCAAUUCAUCUCAUUACUUGGGAUCCACACAUGCAUAAAUUCAGGGAAUUGUUGGUUUGAACUUUCUGGUACUUUUGUUACUCAUCCUUCAAGGUGGGAUUACAGACAAAGUAAGGAACCUGUGGUCCUCUAGCAGUUGUUGUACUCUUAACAACCAUCAUCCCUGAGCAUCAACCAUACUAGAUCGGUUCUGAUGGAAGUUGGAGUUCAGCAACAGAUGGAGGUCCACAGGUAGAGAGUGAGGAUGUCUUUUUCUCAAGUUUUCACUUAGCAAUAAUUUAACGUUUCUCGUAUGAUGGAAUUUUGAGCAUAAGAAGGAGCACAGGGCUGUAGCUUAUCCACCCUACUCCAUCCUUCCUAUUAUACACACUUUGUAAGCUGAUGCUGAGAAAUGACUGAGAUCAGAGAACAGCUGGCACCCAGAAGGUCCUUCUGACCUGGACCAGCUUUUCAGAUGAAUCCAGUGCUAAAUACAGGAAGUUUAUAACUUCACAGAUGUUUCGGGAUUUAAAGUCAGAAAACCUUUAAUCAAACGCGUGAGAUUGCUUAUUUAAACGGCUUAUUCCAAGUAAACAAAUGUGAGUUGCAAUGCCAGUAGCCCCCACGAGAGAUUUUUUUCCUCUAGCAUUUGAGAGUAGAUGCCCUGAAAAUAGUGAACGGGUGGGAGAUACUGAAUUUGUUAAGGGAAGCUUGAGGAUUUCUCAAAAGCUGGAAUCUGCUAUUCAAGCCAGGAGGAAUUAACAGUAGAUUUUCAACUUAAUCUGCAGCAGGUUCCAGAGCUGCCCAGCACCCAAACCUCAUGCCUGGCACCUGCUAGAGACUUUCAUAGAAAACUACAAACUAAAGAGGUGGAUGCAUACCUGGGUUUAUAGGAGACUGGCAACAUGAUGUAGAUCAAGCCUAUUGUACAUAAGAAGAGGUCCAUCUCAUCCAGCAUUCUGUUCUCACAGUGACCAACCAAAUGCCUAUGGGAAGCCUGCAAGCUGGACCUGAGUGCAACACACUCUCACCUUGUGUGGUUUCUAGAGUCACUGCCUCUAACGGUGAAAGUCCCCCUGCUGUCCUAUGAAUGGUCUUGGGCUGACUUCUCCAAGCUGGUGCCCCCUUCCCUUGCCAAUGUUUUGAACAACAACUACCACCAUGGGCUGGCUGGGGCUGAUGGGAGUUGUAGUGCAAAAUACCUGGAGGGCAGCAGGUUAGCAAAGGCUGCUCUGGAGGUAAGAGCCUCUGGUAGGCCUGAUCCACACAAUACAUUGAAGCCCUGAUUGCCUCUGCUUUCAAGGCCACACCGCUUAGGAACAGAAAUCCUCAAAGGUCAGAUUUGUUUGUGUGCCCUCUCUCCAUGGACAUUUAAUGAGGAAAUCACAUAACAGUUAUACCUUGGAAGUCAAACAGAAUCCGUUCCGGAAGUCCGUUCAACUUCCAAAAUGUUUGAAAACCAAACUGCGGCUUCUCAUUGGCUGCAGCCAAUCAAAAGUCGCAGAAGCCCCCUCGGACAUUCGGGUUCUAAAAGAACGUUUGCAAACCAGAACAAUCACUUCCGGGUUUGUGGCGUUCGGGAGCCAAAACGUCCGAGUUCCAGGGCAUUCAGGAUCUAAGGUAUGACUGUAUUGCUCCAUCAACUGGGAAUAGGGAGUGUUCAUAGAGUUGAAGAGUUGGAAGGGACCACAAGGAUCAUCUAGGCCAACCCUCUGCAAUGCAGAAAUAUUUUUUUUUGCCCAACGUGGAGCUCAAUCCUACAACCUUGAGAUCAAGAGUCUCAUGCUCUACUGAUUGAGCUAUCCCACAGGCUUAUAGCAUUUGUAUAUUGUUGACUAGACUAUUUGGUGCAAUGGUGGGAGUUCACCAUACAACCAGUUUGCAAUUCACCCCAUAGUUACAGCAUGCCUGUGUGCUGUGUUGCUCUCUUCAACAAAUCUCUGUUCUUAUGGCGUGGUGAUUGCGCUCUGGCCCAACCAUUAGAAGCACAUGUGCAACAACAUAAGAUUAAAGGUACUUAGAAAGCCUAGUCUAAACUAUUGCUACUAAAAAGGGAGAGAAUAAAAACCUGAAUGUGUACAACUAUUCCCCUUUGCCUCUUUUUUUUUUUUAAAAAAAACAACAACUUCUGGAUUUUUAUUAUAGUGCAAAAUACAAUUACAGAGGCAGAGUUGUAAGUAAAAGAAAAUUGUCAGUUCUUACAAUAGCAUGAAUCAUAUGAAUCAUAUAAAUUUUAAAUUUCUAAUAAUAUACUUUUUUAGUCUGUAAGAAAGGAUUAAUAUUAUUCAAAAUGUAUACUUAUUCCCUAGCUUUUAAGCAGUGCAUAAAUCACAGCAAGCUUUCCCUAUCUUUAAUUUCCGCCUUUCCUUGAUUUGUAGGAUUAAAUUAGGGAAAAGCAGUAUUUAAAACUUCGAUAGAUAGCCUUACGUCAACAACAAGCAAUAAAGUUCAUCCAGAUUCCUCUAAAUUUCCAUCCCCUUCACUUCCCUUCUUCCCUUCUAAGGCAUGGUGUUAAUUUUGUUCUACAUGUGUUUUUCCACCAUUUGUCAGUGUUGCACCAAUAGCAUUGUUUGCAACCUGCAGUUCUUCCCCUUUGAACUCUUCCAGAGGUAGAUAAGUUUUAUUUCAGGUGCAGCAGAGGAAACUGCUCCUACUUCUGUUGCCUUCCUGCACUAGAGCAAUUUUAUUUGUUACUGACUAAGGCCUUACAGUGGCGUAGCAAUGUCAGGUGGUACCUGGUGCAAAAAAUUUCUCGUCACCCCCCCAUUGAAAUUAUUAAAAGAAGGAAAAAUAAGAUACAGUUGCAAAUGUUAUUUUCUGGUUUAUUUACUUAACAUUGUGAGCAUAAGCACUUAAAACCAUUUUUCCACGAUGGGAAUUUCUUAUUUUAAAAACACAUAUUUUUGCCAUUUUGUCACCCCCCUCAGUGAUGACACCCAGGGCAGCCCGCACCCACUGCACCCCCUUCCUACGCCACUGAGGCCUUAUACUGACCAAAAUAAAUGCUGUCCUGAGCCAGCUGCUCAGAUCUUAUCCAAUUACCUUUUCCCCAGGUAAUCUCUCUCCACCUUCUCCUCAUCAUAGAUAGAUGAUUGACAGUGCAGUCUAGAGGCCAUAGACAGUAUGAAACACUUCAGCUGUACAGAUGAUGAACCCCUAAGUCUACAAAAUAGGCAUGAGCUCACAAGGGUGAGCUGGGUGUUGAAACACAGGAAGGAAUCUUUAUGUUCAGAGUCCCUUUUAAAUUCGGGAGCAUCUGGACAGCCUGAUAACAGCUGUGUAUAAAAGAAUCAAACGCCUCUAAGAAAUUCCACACGCAGGAAAUUUCAGAUGUAUUCCUGAGCAGGAAGCCUGCUAGCAUCAUAUCAACAGGCUCAACCCAAGGAUUUCUUAGCCAAAGGUGCUGGAUUAGCUUUUGAUAAUCAUCUGACCUUUCUGGAGUUUAUCUGAACCGAACACCCAAGCCACGCUGAGAAUCACUAGAAGCUCAUUUGAAUGCAUCGUUCUUCUGCCAAGUUGUAAGCAACCAAAAGCAGAGGUGGAAGUGUGCACGAAGACACUGUAGCUAGGCAAACAAUUCUUUUUUGCUUUUGUGCUGCUAUGCAAAGCUAUCUCCUUUAUAAAAUACUGAAGGGCAGCAGGCAGAGGAAUCAAUCAAGCCUCUUGGGUGCCACCAUUACUAUAUCUACUAAGAACUAUUGAUGAUCUUUGGCAUGAUGGCAAUGCAUGACUGUCACAAAUGCCAGGUCCCUUCAAAUGUUCUCUUCUUGAUCUAUAGGGGUCCACAUGACAAGGAUUGGUAACAUAGGCAGCUGUCCUGUACCAAGUCAGACCACUGAUGCAUAUACUCCAAUAAUGUCUACACCAACCUUUCUCAACCUUGGGUUCUUAGAUGUUGUUUGACUACAACGCCCAUUAUUCUAGCCAGCAUGGACUGUGGUCAGGGAUUAUGGUACCUCAAGACGGACUGGGGACCCAAGGUUGAGAAAGACUGGUCUACACCGACUGGCAGUGGUUCAUCAUUUCAAACAGUGGUCUCUCCCAGCCCUAUAGGAGAUGCUGGAAAAUCAACCAGGGGUCUUCUGCAUGUGAUGUAGGCACCCCACCACUAUACUAGAGAUUUAAGCAAACCUGGAGGCAAUGGUGAUGGUACAGGCAUCGCACCACACAAUGUGGGGUUUUUGUUUUGUUUCUUACUUUGCUACAGCACACCCCAUUUCUUCCCCUCUCUAGAGGUUUGAAAGAGGAGGGUGGGGAUGAGAAGUUCUGUACGCACAAUGCUUGUCUACAAUUUUACCUAAUGUGCCCUGUUUUUGCGAAGCAAUUUGCACAGUAUUGCAUUUUAUGUUAUUUUCAUUAAUAUAUGUUAUUACCCUAGAAUAUGCAUUUUUACAUACAUUACUUGACUGGAGAAUGACAUUGUAAAAUGUGAAAAUGAUGGGUUCAUUUCAUUUUGAAAACCGUGGAUGAAGUAGGCUUGCCUUUAAAUGCUAUCACCUCACCACACAGCUUGGAUUUGCCUUGCCUUCUCCCUGGCUCUCGUCAUGACUGCCUUGACAGUAGCCAGGUUUUAGAGCCAGCCAGAUCAAUUCAGUGGCAUCCACCCCCUCUCUUCCUGUAUUUUCACUUCCUCUCAAACAGCAUCCAGCUUACUGCAGAUUAGUGAAGGCAUUUUCAUCAUAAUGAAAUCUUAAACCAAGAUCUUCCUGAAUUCCAAGAGAAGCAGCAUAACCCCAGUGUGCAAAAACCCAAGCCCAGAGUCUUCACAGAAUAGGGUUGUGCUGCUUCUCAUAGAAUUUAGGGAGAUCUUACUUAAAGAUUGCAGGUUGCUUUCGACAGCCAGGCUACCCAUUGCUGCAUUCUGCUUCCCCAGGGUCCCUGAAGCCUGCUCACCCACUUGUCUCCCCUCUGGCGGCGUGGAACCUACAUUUCACAGAACCAGAUUUCUUGCAUUCAUUUAGAAGCAGCAUUUAUAAGCAGCAGAAAUUCCCCCUAAGCAGAGUGAGAGAGCUGGUUUUAUGCUGACACCAGAUUAAUUGGAAAUGAACCGCUGAGAACAGGACGGCAGAGGAUCAAGCUCUUAUUUCUGCAGUCUUAGAUUAGGCCUGGCGUGAUAGCCCAGGUCAGGGGCCUGGAGUGGGCCACACAACAGAUGUGCCUGAAGGUCCAGUGUGACUUGGAAAUGGACAUAACCUCUACCUCAAGUAAAAUGUGAUGGAACCGUCUCAGAGUUUCUGCACAUGCUGCAAAACUCCUGUGUAGGCUGUAGAGUAGACUGCUUAUCUCUAAUAAAUUUGCACAAGAUGCUGUGCUUUGGGAAGCUUUCCAAAACUCAGGUGUUAAUAUAGCGGUUCACCUUUUGGUUCACGGUGUACCAGCCAAAUGUUAAAACACAAUGGGGAGAAGCCACAGAUGAUUAGGCAUGCCUGCGUUCCAUUGAACAAGAAAAGCAACUGCAUGAUUAAGGACAUGGGAAGCUGCCUUAUAGUGAGUGAGAUUAUUGAUCCAUCAAGCUUUAUAAUGCCUAAACUAACUGGCAGAAAUUCUCCAGGGUUUCAGACCAGGCGUCUGUCCCAGCCCUAGCUGGAGAUGCCAGGGAUUGAACUUUGGAACCACUUAGCCAGGUUUUUUACAUGCUCCAUCAGCACGAUACAUUUAAAGCAGUAUCAUACCACUUUAAACAGUCAUGACUCCCCAUAAAGAAUCCCACGCAUUGCAAUUUAUUAAGAGUUAUGAGAGACCUUCACAGAGCUACAAUUCCUGAACAGUCAAUCUUUCUUUCUAGGGAACUCUGGGAAUUGUAGCUUUGCAAGAAGAAUAAGGGUCUCUUAAAAACCCCUCUUAAAAAUGAAUUACAGGAUUCUUUGGGGGAAGCCAUUAUUAUUUAAAUUGGUAUGAUGCUUCUUUAAAUGUAUACUGCAGAUGGGGCCCAAACUUGCUAAAUUUAAUAGGGCUUAAACCUCCCUGUAUUUAGAAUCAGCGAGAUCUUGGAGGUCCUUUAGUGCAACCUCAAUGCAGGAUCUUUCUACUAACAGUAACUUCUGUUUACAGAGUCUCCAAUCCAAGAGUAUUAUUCACAGAGUACAACACUGACUAUGUGAAUCAUGAGUAGGAAAAAAUCCCCAUAAUUUUGGAUCAUUAUGUGACUGGAAAGAGGCACUCUUCUCCCCUGUCUUUCAUCUUCUCUCCUCCCUCCCUCCUGCUGUGAGCAGAAACAAACCAGUCUGUUAAAUAAUAUAGUGUUGGAACAACUAGACGAUAUUUGGGUAUGAAGAGGCCCUCAAGAUAAAAUGGAGACAAUGGCAGAAGUGCAUUAGGAAUGAAGAUGCAACCCUUUCCAUUUUUUACUAUGAUAGCAAUCUGGAGAUGAUAGCUUGAUUCACUCAGUGCAUAUGGAAACUUUGCCUCUCCAUGGCAUUCCAGUUAUCUCAUAAAUAUAAUUUCAGGGCUGCAGCUGCAAAGCGAUGUUUCGUGUUUACUUUCCGCUUUGAUUGGUUUUAAAUGUAUGAUUUUCUCCUUCCACCACACCUCUCACCAAUUUGCUUUUAGAGCCAUAGAAAUGCAAAAAGAAAUAUAAAGCAGCACUUGCGUUCAUGUGGGUGGGGAUGGGGGUGGGGUUUUGCUUUCCUGGAGAGUGCUUCAGAGAAGAGGCUAGUUUGAUGGUGACACUGGGCCAAGGACUCUCUCUCUCAGGGCUGCAACAGACUGGUGUCUUUUUAAAAAAUUGAUGCUCACCUGGUGGAAACUCUAGCUCACAUGGCCCUUAAAUGUAAAAUGUAUGAUGAUCUCUGCCAACAAUUUUUAGGCCAUCUAUGUAUUCCAACAUGGAAACCAGAGACAGUGGUUAUACGCUUAUUACAGAAGAGAGACCAGGAGCUCACCAAGACAGUAGCUAAGUUCCUCUAUUUGAUUUUUUUUGUCACCAAAGUACGCUACAGGAUAGUGCCCUUGCUGGAGACCCACAGAGAUGAAAUAGAUUGCUCGCCUCUUCUUCCCUUUGGCAAAUGAUUGUAAUGUUGAAAUGGCGACGAGAUCACACUGGCCUAUUUAUUCUGAAUGUUUGUAAAUGAUGCCAAUAAAGGUUUGAUGAUGAUGAUGAUUCCCUUUUCUGAGUUGUUCUGUGAAGUUUUCCAAAUGUUGCUGCAUGAUAAUUGCCUAGAGGGGCACUCUUGCACUACAGUCCAACAAAACUUUUAUAAGUUUAUAAAAUUAUGUGUAGCGUGGAGAAAGUAGAUAAAGAAAAGCUUUUCUUCCUCUCUUAUAAUCCUGGAGUUUGUGGAUAUUCGGUAAAGCUGAACAUUGGAAGGUUCAGGAUAGAUAUGAGAAAAUAUAUCUUCAUGCAGGGCUUAGUUAAACCAUGGAAUUUGUUCCCGUAGAAAACAGUGAUCACCACCAACUUUUAUGACUUUAGAAGAGGAUUAAACAUAUACAUGAAGGAUAAGGCUGUUGGCUGUGUUCUACCUCCACUGUCUGAAGCAGUAGGCCUCUGCAGACCAGUUUCUGGAAACCAAAGGUGGGCAGAGUGCUCUUGAACUCAGGUCCUGUUUGUAGGCUUCCCACAGGCUUUCUCCAUGCCACACAUAAUUUUAUAAACUUUAAAGUUUUGUUGGACUAUAGUGCAAGAGUAGCCCUCUAGGCAAUUAUCAUUUGGGAAACUUCACAGAACAACACACAAAGGGGAACCAUGGGUUGAAAGCCCAGUGAAAACCAACAACCAAAUCACAACUCAUGUUCUUAUGUUCUUAAAAGUGGGACAAACAACAACCCCGGAACACUUGCAGUAUGAAAAGUUACAGGAUUCAUUCCCAUGUUCCCACUGGAAAUAAAGUUGUACGUUUGUCCCCAAACCUUUCUAUACUGAUAUAAUAUUAAGAGUGGGAAUAGUUCUGAGUAUUUUCCCCCUCCUCCCUCUAAAAAAUGCAAACUAGUGUGGAAAUGUGGAAUACUGAAGUUAGGUUUGGAAAAAUGCAAUACUGAAAUUAACUGAAAUUGACAGAUUUGUCAUCUCUAUGACUAGUAUUAUUACAGCCAAACACACACACACACAAUCCCAUGAGAGGUCAUGACUGGCCCCAAAGCACCUGGUGAUUGCACAAAGGUUCUAUACUUACUCCAGUUCAAUAUGUUACCAAAGCAAGCACCAGAAGAGAGAGAAUUUUGUGUACAAGCCGCAAAUAGCAAAACCUUUCUUCCUCUUGUAUGCAUGUAACAAAGCCCAUUUCUUCUGGGACAAGACCUUUCUGCAUUAGCUUUGAGGCCUGGAGCACGCCCCUCCCCCCCGGACUGUGUGUAUUGUGGUUUUACUUGGACCGAUCAGUUCCAGUACGUCAGCAAGAAACCAGACCUUUGGGUUCAUGUUUGCUUCAGCAUCUGAAUUUCCCCUCAAAGCGUCUCUAGGAAAAGCUUAGAAACAGCCUGGAGCAUUUUAAUUAUUUCACUGACACUACAUGGGAAAAGGAAAGCUGGAUGUGAUAUUAGAGGCGAAAGAGCAAAAGAAUGUUUUAUUUUAUUUUACUUUAUUUUACUUUGGGGUUUCAGGCAAUCUCAUUGCAUUACUUUUCAUUCCAUAUUAGAAAUAUUUAUGGGCGCUGGUCUCCAUAGAAGAUAAUGGCCCCGAGGGAGUGGAUUAGAAAGUGUUUGGAGUUUUAAUCAGGAGUAUUCUCGGAUAAGAAGGUCACUAUUGCUCCAUGGAAAGUCCUUGCAGUAAUUUCUAUGGAAGAAAGGUUUGUGUUUUCUCUGUUUAGGCCCAUGCCGACACAAACCGUUACUUCAUUUUAAUAAGCAGGAACAUAGAAAGCUGCCUUAUACCAAGAGCAAAUCCACACUAUACAUUUAAAGCAGUAUCACAUCAGUUUAAACAGUCAGGACUUCCUCCAAGGAAUCAUGGGAACGCUAGUUUUUUAAGCUGGUUAGGAGACUCAUAUUCUCAUCAGUUCCUAGACUUCCCCGGGAAGAGGAAUUGGUUGUUAAACCACUCUGGGAAUAGCAUGGGGAAUUUGGACAGUUCUUCAAACGUUGAACCUCUUCAAAUAUUUUCGCUUUGGCAAUGUGAGCAAAGGAAAGCCACGUUCUGUGCUGGAAAUGCAGUGGAGCCCAUUCUGAAAAUGAGAAAGUUGUGGAAGUGGGAAGUGUCUCAAUAGGAGUUGUUGAUGAAGGCUGAUGAGUUGAGAUUGGUGUGCCCAUUGACAGCACAUUAGUGGUGCUCUUGAUAACUACUAUUAACUGCGCAAGUAAGAAAUGUUCUUGCAAUUUUAAACCAACUAAUUUUUCAGCAGGAGCCUACGCAUAGCCAAGGCUCUUUUGUGAUAUGAUUAUAGACACAUGGUGCAGAGAGACUAGCAUUCAUGGGUGCAAAAGGAGGAUUUAGAUAGUAUAAGGCUUCAUCCUUUCCCAGUCAGGUUUGAUGAUGGAUGAACAAGGACUUGGGCCAGCCAAAACUGCAUUAUUUUUAAAAGGGGCAGUAGCUCAAUGGUGUACUCAUACUUUGCAAUGCAAUUUUCAUCUGAGAUCCUUCUUUCUGUGCCCCCUCCAUGAGAGGUCCAGGGGGUGGCAACAUGAAAAUUGUUGUUGUUGUUGUUUUUAAUGUGGCGGCUUCCUGUUUGUUGAAUGCUGUCCCCAGGGAGGCUUGCCUGGUGCUUUCAUUACAUAUAUUCAGGUGCCAGGCAAAAAUGUUUCACUUUAACCAUUCUAUGUCCUUUUAAAUAUGUUUGUGGAAGCGGGGCUAAUAAUAGCACAACAACCCCUUGCAGACUGGAUUACUGCAAUGCACUCUCUGCGGGACUGCCCUUGAAGAUGACUCAGAAACAUCAAAAGUUCUAAAAUGAGGAACAAAACAAUAUAAAAGAAAUGAUAAAAAUUCAGUUAAAACGUAAAUAAUAAAACAAUAGUAAGCAAUAAAAUAAAUAUGACCUCCAAAGCAAGAGAAUAUAGGUAGGCUUUCAUCAUGCAGCAAAAUCCCAUUGAGAUUGGAGCCAUGCAUUCUUCUAAGCCAAGGGAGUUCCAGAACCUGGGUGCCACAACAGAGAAAGACCUGCUUUGGUUCCACAGACCAUGAACUUCAUGCCCCCUUCUUUUUCUACACAUCUACAGCAAACCUAAAUAAAUCUUAAAAAGAUCACUUAUCAUACAGAUUGUAGUGGCACCUGGUAUGCAUAUUGAUCUCUUUUCUUGUUAAAUAUAACUCAGUCCUGUAUAGAAGUCAGUGGAUUCUCAUAUUGUCACCAACAGUUAAUAACCACUUAAGUCUACAACGCGAGAUUUGGGUGUUGUAUUGGUCUUUUAUGACCUUUUCCAAAUGCCAGGGUUAAAUUUUAUGAUUCAUAGAUUGUUCAUUUUCUAAUCCUGCUCCAAUAAAAAUAAAAAGAGCACUAGGCUAUAUUUAAUCAUUCCUAAUCUUGUUAGCACACAAUGUUAUUGUGUAGUGCAGUGUACACUGCCAUUGCUUAAUAUAAGAAUGCUAGCAGUGAAACAGUGUCUUUCUAACAUGGGUCGUUGGUUUAGUUAUAAUGUUUCUUAAUUUUAACACAAAUUCUGACACAGUGUAACUGCAAUCAAUGACAUCCUGAAUAAAAGAAAAUAGGGUGUUCUUCUUAGUGGUCACUUCUGAGACUAUGGGAUAGAUACCAUAUUUUUCGCUCUAUAACACGCACCCGACCAUAACACGCACGUAGAUUUUAGAGGAGGAAAAUCCGUAGGCAUGCCACCCGUAGGCAUUCCCUCCAUAACACGCACAGACAUUUCCCCUUACUUUCUAGGAGGAAAAAAGUGAGUGUUAUGGUGCAAAAAAUACGGUAUAUAAGAAUGAAUUGAGACCAGAACCUUCACUGUACAAUGCAUUUUAUGUGCUAUUAUAAGCCUCAUUAAUAAGGAAAGGGAGAUAAUUAAAUUUAGCAAAAUUGAAGGGAUGAAUAGAAAUAAUGCAGUAAUACAAUAUGAUGUGAUUGAAAAGAGGACUUGUAAUAGAAGGCUGAGAUAUCAGUAUAAUGCAUUGGGGGCAUAGCAGAUGGAGAGGAAAUAAGUUGCAUAACAAAACAAGGUUAGGCAUUAAUAAAUGAGCAGAAUAAAGGAAAAGUUAUAACUUUAUGUUAGAUGUUGUUGGAAGUGACCAGUAAGCAAUGAGAUGAUUAUUGUAACAAAUGGAACAUAGAUUUGAAUAAGGUUAUAAAUGUGGAAGUGUGGAAAUAUUAUUGUAAUAUCAGAUAGAGAUUGCCCCCUCUGUACAAAAAAUCAUUUCAAAUAUCAAUGUGGUAUUUGACAGCUUAGUGAUUGGGCAGGGGGAUCUGUCAUCUUGCUGAAAAUCUGGAUGUGAGAAUCUAGAUAGGAUGCAUUUGUCGUGGAAGCACCCAGAAAUCCAAAAGUUUUGGAAGGAAGUGGUGAAAAGGAAUUUGAGAAAGAUGCAAAUUACAUAUGAACCUUUGGUACUGCUACCUUGUUUCUUUCAAAAGUGUUUCCUUACAUUACGGCUUUUGCUCUAAAAGUCAACCUCAAUUUGCAUCCAAGCAUAUAAACUGGCAUGUGGAAAUUUAUGGUUUUGGGAUCAGCUAAUCCCCCCCCCCAAUCUUUUAAGAAACCAGCAGUACCCAUUCAUGGAGGAGGCAGCCAUCAGUGGCUACUAUGUUCUGCCACCACCGUUGGAGACAGCAAUGCUUCUGAAAACCAGUUGCUGGAAACCACAGGAGGAGUUAGCUCUCUUGUGCUUGGAUCCUGCUUGAGGAGUUUCCCACAAGCAUCCAGUUGGCUACUAUGAGAACAGGAUGCUGGAACAGAUGGGCCAUUGACCUGACCCAGAGGGCUAUUCUUAUACAGGGCUUUAUUUUUCCAGCCUGAGCUCAUCGGAACUCAGUUCCAGCACCUCUCAGGUGGGUGCCAUUGCCAUUAUAAGAGAACAUGGGAGGUGUUCAUGGUGAGUUCUGGCAUCGCUUUUUCUGGAAAAAUAGAACUGCUUAUGUCACAUACCCAUCCUUAUGUGUGUACACACUCACACUGUUUUCUUCUCUACCUACAUAUAUUGAGUUCAUGAAGUGGGGGAAAGGAUGGCUUGUCUACAUCUCACAGAAUAGACAUGUUCAACCAGUCGGCCACAAUUGACAGGUAGAUUCCUGGGGUGUUCCUGGUCGAUCACAGGAUUAAAUGAAGUGGGCAAGGAAUGUUUUCGCCACCCUCUGCCCAAAAAGCUCAACAACUCUGGGCAACCCAAUCCACGCAAGCUCCUCCUCCCUCCAAUGACAAUGGCUAGAUCACUUCCAGUUUUUUUAUACUGGGAGUAGAUCGCAGUCUCUUGGGAGUUGGACGUGCAUGUCAUACAAGAUUACUUUUUUUCUUUUCCUGAAUAUAAGGUUCCUGAAUGUUGAUUAUGCAGAUGCACAGCUAUUAUUCCCUCCAGUCAGCUCACCAUGGUACACCACCUCAAUCUACCUGCCCCAUUUUCUUUUUUCUUUCUUUUUUUCUUUUUGGCAUUGUUUGCUUUUAAAUACAAACCAGGGUUUUUUGGGCCGUUUGUUCUUUAGCGGAUCAAAAAACAAUAACACACGGCGAUGGAAACUGUUUGAUUUAUUUCUUCUCAAGUUCUCUAAAUUCCCUGGACACUUACUUUUAUGGAUUUAUUAUUAACCUUUCCUGGGUACAAUCGCAGAGCAAAUAAGGCAAAAUCCUUGGCUGCUUAUUUCCAGCUACAGUUAAAAAUAACCUUGACCUACCAUGCGCUGCUGUGCAGCCAGCGCACUUUAAAGUACCCUUUUAGAAAGCACUUUCUCUUGAUACAUAAAAGCGAGGGAGUUGUUGCUUUCUUGUCCCAUCAUUGCAGUGAUGAAGGGGUGGCGUGAGGGUGGUGGUUGGGGGUGAUUCUUUCACAAUUCUUCCUCCUCCUGCAGGUUCAAAGACUGGUGACAUGUAUUUAGGUGGCCAUUUGUCACUGUCACCCAGAUCAGCUAUAUUUAGGGCUGGGAUAUGGGUAUGAAUAUGAGGAAGCAAUUUUUAUUUUUGUGUGUGUGUGAGGGGGAAUCUCAGUAUAAUGACAUUUGCGUCCCAGCAUGCAUUGCAAAUGCUAAGCUCCAGCAUGAGCCAAGCACUUCCCCACUCCCUCUUGGCAAGGUGUCAGAGCUGCCUCUGGCUCCUUUGAUCCCCCGUUGAGAGCAAAUGAAAACAGACAGCCCUUAUUAUCCGCCGACGAUGUGGCACGGAGCGGCGAAAGCCCAGUAAGGCGAGGGUGAUACAGCUGCUCCCUUUGAAAAAUAAAGCCGUACCAUUCAGAGGGUUAUCAAGACCACAGGAAAGAAGGCAACUUUUUAUCUCCCUCUCCCAUUCUGCAGGCAUAUUAAUGUGCACAUAUUAUUACUGCGGUUUUCUUGAGGCUGGAUUGAGUGAAUGUGGGAGGCAGAGAGAGGUAGGGCUGGAACUGUUUGAACAAGCUGGGCUGGAUUGGGGGUGUGCAGGGGAAAGCCUUGCCUGACAACACAGUUCUUUGCACACCUUUACUCAAAAGUCUUGCCAGUUUCCACAAAGAACAACACUCUCUGAGAUUUGAGGAAGAGGCCAUAGAUCAGUGACCAAGCACGUGCAACAAGGCCAGUAUCUCUAGUUAAAAGAUGUUCAGGUAGGACAGUGUCCACUGAUCUCUACCUGACACCCUUAAAAGUCUCCACAGCUUUUGCCCUGCACCAGCCUUUCUCAACUUGGGGCUGAAAGGAGUUGUAUGUAGUCCAGAAUAUCUGGAGAGGACAUGACUGUGGAGAAAGCUAGGCAAGGCCAAAGAAUGGUCUGUUUCUGCUUAAUAAUGAAGCUUUAUAGAUUAAUAUCUCUUCACAUGCAAUGGCAACCUCCUCAUACAUGACAUCUGCAACAGUUACAUUAACAAAAUGUAAUGUACUACGACUACGGCAGACCAACACGGCUACCUACCUGUAACUAGUUACAUUAACACCUGACAUCUUUUUAAAAUGCAAAAAAAGUGAUUUUGAAAUUUAUCACUGGAUCCUGAAAUCCCUACCGUGUUUGACCUUCUAACUUGUUUGACUUGAAUUCCACCUCUCCUACAUGCAUAAAGAGGAAAGAACCAAGGGAUAUACAGUGGUGCCUCGCAAGACGAAAUUAAUCCGUUCCGCGAGUCUCUUCGUCUUGCGGUUUUUUCGUCUUGCGAAGCACGGCUAUUAGCGGCUUAGCGGCUUAGUGGCUAUUAGCGGCUUAGCGGCUAUUAACGGCUUAGAGGCUAUUAACAGCUUAGCGGCUUAGCGGCUUUAAGAAAAAGGAAACAAACUCGCAAGAACUCGCAAGACGUUUCGUCUUGCGAAGCAAGCCCAUAGGGAAAUUCAUCUUGCGGAACGACUCAAAAAUCGCUAAACCCUUUCGUCUAGCGAGUUUUUUGUCUUGCGAGGCAUUUGUCUUGCGGGGCACCACUGUACUGUGGGAUAAAUCAGCCUUAUAACCAACAUGCUUAAGUCUCAUUAGUGCAUGAAUGGGAUAAGAUAAUAGAGAAAGCUGAAAGGUUUACCAAAUUCUCUGUUCUCUUACUUCUACCAUGUGAGCCCUACUAGUAAGGAGGUCUGAGGUGGAUGCUCCAAAUUUAGACCACCUUUGUGUUUCUAUACAAAUAAUUUAGAAACAUUUACCAUUUUGGAACUUAAGUUAUACUGCCUGUUGUUUCUUGCUGCUGUAUGGAAAACCAGAUGAACCUGGUUUUUGAAGUUUGUAAGUAAACUUAUAAGGGGAUAUUUUAGUGUCUAACAGUCUAUAUUUCCACAGUUUACUUUGCUGCAUGUUUUGUAAUUUUUAAUCUCUGCUGGGACUCUCUCAUCAAAGAGUACUUGCCCCCCAACCUGGAUCUAGGCAUCCAGGGAAUUCUCAUUUUUAUUUUUCCAUAUCUAUUUUUUCUUUUACCAAAAUACAAAAAUCAAUAUAUACAGUCUAGUGCUUGAUCCUAUUCAGAAAUCUGUUCCAAAUGCUUCAUAUAGCUAUUCAGAUUCACAGUAGAUUUCAAUCUUUGUUAUGUUGCUGUUUGUAAAUUCUUUUUUUUUUAAAUGAUAUUUAUUAAAGAUACAUGAAAGUACAGAAUAAAGAAAAAGUAUAAAGUUUUAAGAUAUAACAAAAAUUCUGAUUAGUUUGCUGGCAGAGCUACUCAAGUUCUAAGCAAUCCAGCAGUCCAGGAUUUGCAAAGGGUAUCUUAAUGGACUUAGAGCUGAGAUCUUGCAAGGGGCUUUUCUUUGGUACCUGGAUAUCAGUCAGCCAGUCUACUCUAGGCCUAUGUGAACACAGGCAUAUAUAAAGGCAUGUAUAGGCAGAAUGUCUUCACUUCAGGAUGACCAGAUCCACACCUCCCGGAAUAAUGUGCAGAGCAAAACAUACUUCCUCUUUGAAUGUUGCACACUUCUGAAAAUUGUGCUACACUUUCCUUGUUACAGAAAUGUAGCAAAAUGUGUUACAAAACAGAUAUUUUAGGACAAAUAUAUUUCUAAAUGGGAGCAUGGAGAAAUGCAAUAUAUAUUUAUAUACCAUAUAAAAUGGUAUAUAAAAUAUGUAUUUAAAUAUGUGUGUUUUUUGGUCCAGCUUAAAAGAAAAAUGACAGAUUAAUACAGAAACAGCAUGCAGUGUAUUGGAGUCAGAGAAGAGUGAAUCUGUCAAUUUCAGUUUUCCUCAAUUUCAUUUUUUUUCAGCUCUCCAAAUUUCCACAUCAGUUUGUGAAACCUCUCAUGAAAAUCCACCAGCAUUUUUUGUGAAUUUCUCCUACUAUACAUAUUUUUAAUGGGGGGAAUUUCCCUAAUAUGCAUAUUUUUUGAAGCAAUUCUCCUAGUAUAAUUCACUUUUGUAUGCAAUUUUCAUGAAUGCAUGGAUUUAUAUGCACACUUUACUCUAGCACGUGCAUAUUUGAAUGCAUCAUUUGGCUGAAUUUGAAAAAUUCAGACCAUCGCGGCAAAUUACCAAAAAGCAGUGUGUCCUAACAACAUUUUAGCCUUUACUGCUUUCUGUACUAAAUAUAGUAAAUCAGUGCACAGUAAUAAUAGCAAUGUUAUAAAUGCAGGUCAAGCCAUGCAACACUCUUUAAAAAGGAGGGAGGGAGCAGAAUCUCUAGACAAUUGUGCUUUUACUAUGAAGAUCUAGUUCAUACUUUGAAGUCACUCAGGGUGUAGUGAAUUGGCAAACCAAUAAAGAGGGUUGGGUCUGACAGCACUGCUCUUUGCCCUUUGAUUCAGUGACAGCUUCUGCUAAUGGAAGGAGAGAGGGUUGUUGUUGUUGUUACUUCCCCCUUUUCAUCAUCCUGCAGCUCUGAGAUCGCUGGUGCUUCACACAUGCCUUGUACAAACCAGGACACAGAAUCCAGGAGGGGAUUCAGCACCAUGAAAAGUCGCAUCCCCUUCCUUUCACGUUAAAACAUCCAUGGCUACGAGUAUGUCAAAAACAAUGUUGCAUUUUGUUAUAUUUUAUUUUUGUUUUAUAAUUUGAGUAGAAUGACAUCUCUGGCAGAUGAUACAUUUUUUUAAAGAAAAACAACUAGUAAACACAAUUCAGGUUCAUUUCCCCAUCCCUGGGGUUUACCUGGCCUGAUCCGAUUGAACGAGUCAAUUUUAAUGUCCUGUUAUAGAGAAGGAUUGAAAACGAAUGUGGCUGAGUUCUCCUGUGUGCCAGGAUGCAGAGGCUCAGCAGAGAUAAGAUAACCUUGCAAAUAAACAACAGAUGGCCAGUGGCCUAAUGCUAUGCUGUCGAUGAGCAUGACAGGGAUUUAUUCUUUCAACCUGCAGAAGGAACCUUGAAGAGGCUGAAGCUGCGGGAAUGGAUGGGCCCACCAGCAGCCAGGCUUUUGCUACAGGAAUUCAGUCAAAGCAGAUACAGGGAUUCUGUCAAAGCAGAUGGCAUUAAAAUGCUGCAAUAGUAUUAUGCAGCUGUUUCCUUUCUUUCUUGGAUAAUGCGUGCGAU